AUGGCUCUCUUUGGAUUCUGGAUUGUGAGGAAGCUGCUGGGGCUAAGAGAUGAGGCAAGGAGACUGUUUUCUCCUGGUACUCCCUGGUGCAACAUUACAAGUAGCUGGAUUUGGGACAACAUCAGAGUUCGCGGGGAGAAGGUUAAUUGGCACAAAAUUGUUUGGUUCCCUGGACAUGUCCCCAAGUUUUCCCUUAUCUCGUGGAUGGUUCUUCUCAAUAGGCUACCUACUAAGGUUAGGUUGGGCAUAUUUGUCUUGGUUACGGAUAUUGUCUGUGUUUUGUGUGGUUCGGACCCUGAAUCUCAUGAUCAUCUCUUUAUUGCUUGCUUCUUUGCUAAGGAAGUCUGGAGGACUAUCUUAGCCUCAUGUGGGGUUUGUCAUGAUGUGCAAAACUGGGAUGACUGCCUCAGUUGGUUGGUUGCUAACCUGAAAGGCAAAUCCCUCAGAGUGCAGAUCCUCAAGCUGGCUUGGACGGGUUUCUUAUACUUCAUUUGGAAGGAGCGUAACCAUAGAUGUUUUAGGGGACAUGCUUGUUCAGUUGACACAGUUGUAUAUAGAAUUAAAGAGGCUGUAAAAAUCAAGCUGUAUAGGUUCCGUAUUCAUAGGAUUGAUGAGGCCAAUAGGUUUUUGUUUACUAAUUGGGGUCUGAUCUAG
Molecule: messenger RNA, 654 nt
Organism: Hibiscus syriacus
Lineage: Eukaryota; Viridiplantae; Streptophyta; Magnoliopsida; Malvales; Malvaceae
Exons: 2
Coding region: 1-654 (217 amino acids)
Source: RefSeq, a predicted model, not a curated record